This is a messenger RNA of Dalotia coriaria, 672 nucleotides long. RefSeq names its product V-type proton ATPase subunit G-like. Gene Ontology annotation, cellular component: vacuolar proton-transporting V-type ATPase complex. Lineage: Eukaryota; Metazoa; Arthropoda; Insecta; Coleoptera; Staphylinidae. Gene Ontology annotation, biological process: proton transmembrane transport. Bases 117 to 467 code for a protein of 116 amino acids. The record is from RefSeq and is a predicted model, not a curated record. Gene Ontology annotation, molecular function: proton-transporting ATPase activity, rotational mechanism. The transcript is spliced from 3 exons.
CGAUCAUAUGACUUCGUCCCGAGUUGUAGGUCGCCUGACCAGCUGAACGAAACGCUCCAGUUUGUGCUUGCCUUUUCAUCACUCCAGCUUAAAAGUUCAUAAAAUAAUCGGCAAUAAUGGCUAGUCAAACUCAAGGCAUUCAACAACUCUUGGCCGCGGAAAAACGUGCUGCUGAGAAAGUCUCAGAAGCCCGCAAACGCAAAGCGAGAAGGCUCAAGCAGGCCAAGGAAGAAGCUCAGGAUGAGAUCGAGAAAUACCGUACCGAGCGCGAGCGUCAAUUCCGCGACUUUGAGGCCAAGCACAUGGGCUCCAGGGAGGAUGUUGCUGCCAAGAUUGAGCAGGAUACUAAACAUCGUAUUGAAGAGAUGAAUAAAGCCAUCAUAAGCCAGAAGGAACCUGUCAUGAGGGAGGUUCUUCAGUUGGUGUAUGAUAUCAGGCCAGAAAUGCACAAGAACUACCGCGUUUAAGUGCAUAGGUGCACAGCCAGUUUAACUUAAUACAAGUUGGAUAUGUACUCAAAAAUUUCCUGUUAUUCUAUUAGAUGUUAUAAUCAUUCCACUUAUUUUGCAAUGUGCAAUUAAUGUCCAAAAAUAACUUGCUAAAUAUGUCACAAAGUUGUACAGUAUUCUGUAGAGAUCCUAUAAAGUAGAAAAAUAAACAGAUUUGAUGUUA